This is a messenger RNA of Sporothrix schenckii 1099-18, 5682 nucleotides long. RefSeq lists its product as uncharacterized. Bases 1 to 5682 code for a protein of 1893 amino acids. NCBI's taxonomy places the organism in Eukaryota, Fungi, Ascomycota, Sordariomycetes, Ophiostomatales, Ophiostomataceae. The record is from RefSeq and is a predicted model, not a curated record. The transcript has a single exon.
AUGGCCGACGCGCAGACAACCUCAGCGCACCAGUCAUCUCAAGUGGCUGUCGCCAUAGACGACGUUGCGAUCAUCCCAGACGCAGUUGACGACGACAGAACGAUUACAGACAUUGAUGACGAUGACGACCGGACCAUCACAGACAGCCACGUCGACGACGGUGCAGCAGUGUCAACCACAACGGAGAGAAGAGCAGCCUGGCCGGUCAAUGCAGGUAGUACCGCCACAAUGCCCAUUUUCAUCGAUGAUGUAGCAGAUGCUCUGCCGACGGUCACAAACAAACCACGCGUGCACGAACCCAAUGUCAACGUGAAAAAGGAAGACGACACCGUCAAGGAAGUAGAGCCACUCUCCGCGCCCAUCCUGCACGAUGGCCAAGUUGGCGGCGUAUUUUCGAUUCUACCGUUUCCCAAGCAAGAGGACAGCCGGGUCACAGCUGACAGCAGAGACAACACGGCAGCACACAACACGAAAGCCGUGGCAGUCGUGGCAGCGCAUCAUGCCCAACAACAUCAAGUGGAUCAGACAGGCGCGGCCCGCCCCAACAAACUGCCGCUUCAGGACCUGUUUGCCGGCGUCGACUUCGACAGCAUCGAUCUAUCGGCCAUCUACGAACACACCCUUGACCAGCCAGACAUGUUCUCCAUGGACCAGGGUGUCGAAAUACAGCCUUUGGAAGAUCCUCCCGCCGCAGAACACCAUUCUACAAUGUCUUCGUGUGAGGCCCAUUUUACAGCAUUGGGCGAUGACUGGCUAAACAAACUAGUCGUCACUGAUGCUCCAGACGACAGCAAGGAGACCCCCUCACCAGAACGGGCAGACAACAAUGCCACAGCGGCUCAAACAAACGCGCGCACAGACACAGGAACCGACGCUGGCCAGACGGAGGCUUUAGUCACCGAGGCGGGCGUGUUGGGCGACGAGGGAGCGAGCAAGCAGGCCGCCAAUGGCAACAUCUUGGAGGCAAGCGGCGUUGGUUUGGCCAUGGACGUUGGCAUGGGUAGUAGCACAAACCAUACAACCAGCGACAAGAUUACAGAUGCACGACGGAACACUCCAGUGGACAUGAACUCCGAAGCAAUGGUGGCAACCAAUGUAAUGGCUACGGUCGAUAUCGUGACUCCCGUGUCCACUACAAGUGGGAAGAUCAUGGACUCGAAUUCUGGGGAAACCGGCAUCGGGACUACGGAAGUGGCCAUGGCCAUGGACCCGAACAUACCACAGGAAGAAGCUUCGGAAGUCGACAAAGACAAUGCAAAUACCACAGGUCAUGAGAACAAACGAAGUCAUGUAGGUCCUUCGUCAUCUGCUCCAGCAGUUGCACCGGAAGAGGCGGUCGCAGCCCAACUGGCAGCUGCACUGCGCGCAGAGUCACUGCGCCAAGAGCCGGGAGAAGCAGCGCACACCGAUGCAGCCCGGGCCGAUGCACCCCAGGUGCCCGCUCAAUUGCCAGCCAUGGACAUUGACACGGCCGCCGAUACCAGCGCCGUUGCCAACACCGAUGUCAACGCCGAUGCCAACGACUCCAUCUUUGUCGACCGACAUCCAGAGGUCGACCAAGAGGACCUAGACCUCGAAAUUGACGACGUGGAAAACAGUUUCUCCGUCCAGGGACCCGGCUACGCAUGGAACGAUAUCGACGCCAUGACCGAAGGCCGCGGCAUCUGCGUCCUGGAGGAAGCCGUCACCAGUGCCACGGCCAUGUGCCACAAGGUGGUGGCCGCCCUGUCGUCGGGGUCGGCCGCCGACGCACGCAUCAACGCAGCAUACUGGAAACGCGAGUUUGCCCGAAUCUGUGAGGCGCAAGACACGUUCGCGGUGCAUGUUGGCGUGUCGGGUGGCACGGGCGCCGGCAAGACGACGCUCAUCAACGCCUUGCUGAACAUGGACGAGCUGCUGCCGUCGGGCAGCGACGGCGCCGCGACGGCCACGGUGUGCCGCGUGCAUAAGGCCAGAGCAACCGACAAAGAGACGGGCACAGAGGCGGACGUCGUCCCCUUCCGUGCAGUCGUCACGUUCAAGACCGAAGAGGGCAUGUGCAAGUGGCUGGAGCCGAUCCUGGCGGAUGUGACAGAUUACUACCAGUACAAGGACCGACAGGCACGGCGAGAAGCGGCCAACGCCGGCCGCGAACCAGACACCGACGACGACGAUGACGACGACUGCGAGUCCGGCGCCGACGACGGUUCAGAUGGCGAGUACAUCCCACCCAACGAAACAAAGGAGCAGCGCAAGAAGCGUCUGGAGGCAGAAAAGGAAACGGCAGACGAAAGAGAAGCGAGACGGAACGAAAAGGCCAAAGAAAAGGAAAUAAAACGGCGCGAGACAGACGUCGACAGCGUAACCGCCGAUUCUUUCGAUGAAGAGUUUGACGAACAGGGCCUCGUCGACAAACUCGUCUGUGUCGAGGCUGUUUUUGGCCUCGGCCUCGAACACCUGCACGGUUGGACUGUCAAGAAGCUGCUCAACAAGGACAAGUUCCCCAUCGUCAAGUGCGUCGGGCGCACCAAGACGGUCUUUGGCGAGGAGGCUGGGGCAUUCUCCAGGGCCGUGAAGCCUUACCUCGACAGCACACCCAUUCCAGACGACUAUGACUUCGAUGAUUUUGACAACAAGGAUGGGGAGGAGGGGGAGAGCGACGACGACGACGACGACGACGAAAAUGAGGAAGGGGAAGAGGACGGUGAAGAGGAAGUCGAAGGAGAGGAGGGAGAGGACGACGAAGAAGCAGGAGACGAAGAUGAAGAUAGUGGAGGUAGCGAGCAAGGGGAAGAAGACGAGGACGACGUCGUCGCAUUCAAUAUGCCCACAGUCCUCUGGCCCAUUGUCGAUCAGGUCGAUAUCUACCUCCGCGAUGCUCCCCUUCUGGCCAACGGCAUCGUACUGACCGACCUUCCCGGACUGGGCGACGCCAACGAAGACCGCGCGAACAUUGCCAAGGCCUGCUUCGACAAGCUCGACAUCACCAUGGUCGUCACCCCAGCCAUCCGUGCCAGCGACGAAUCCUGCGCCGUCAAUCUGCUGUCGGACAGCGAGACCCUGCACUUGCGGCUCAGCAACCGUCUGGGAAAGCGAAAAUUCUGCGUCGUCACCUCCAAGACCGACGACUUGGACUGGGAGAAGUACAUCAAGUCGACGGUGCGGCCACAACCCGGCAGCGUGUUGGCGCACCACGCAUAUGUCUAUAGCAUGCUCGAGGCGCAGCUGGAAAAAGUUGCCGAGCAGCUGCAAAAGGUCGACGACGCCAUCGUAGAAAUGAACAACGACCUCCAGCUGGAGGAGCACAGCAUCGGUGCGGACGCCAGCCAGAAGGUGAGGGCCUUGAACCUUGAAAUUGUCAGCACCAAAGCGUUUCUGCCGCCACUGCACCAGCGGCAGCGGGAGCUGGAGGCAUGGCUGACGCACUACACCGGGCUGCUGGCGUUCCGUGCAACCGAGUGGCGCAGCAGGAAGAUUCGCCGCAGCAUCCAAGAGACGUUCCGGCGCAAGACGGUCGGGGCCCAAGCCAAAGCCAACGCAGGCGCCAAAGGCAAAGGGAAGGCGAAGGACAAGACGGCCGGUGACGGCAACCAGGAACAAGCAUCGUCGGUUGCCCCAGUCGAAGCACCCGUCGUUCCAGCCGCUAGCGACGAACCCAGAGAGCCAGAACCCAUCGAAGUGCUGCCGGUCAGCGCUGGGGCGUACUGGAAGAUCUGCAAGCACAAAAGACACGGCAGCAGCCGGGGCGGCAGCUCCAAGUUCGAGGAGGGAUUCCCAAACGUCGUCUAUACAGGCGUGCCGGCCGUGCGAGCGUGGAUCCGGGCGGCGACAAUACCGAUGCGCCAAAAACAUGCCACGACGCUGCUCAAACGGCUCACUGUUCUUUUGAACCAGCUGAAGGCAGGCUUCGGCGUGGUAUCGGAAACGGAAUCAGCACCAGCACCAGUCCUGACAUCCCCCCCUUCGCCGUCCGCAGGUCCAAAUACAAAUGAAGGACAAGGGCCAGAGCUCGUCACACCCACAAGUGGUCAGGCGGCCCACGUAGUCGACAAUCCAGGAGAAGCGGUCCGCGAGAUUCUUGCCAAAUUCCAGGAGGUCCUAGGUAGGAACCUCGACAACUGUACCAAGAAACUCGAGGUGCAAGUCAGUACGUGCAAUCCCAUGAUUGAAGCGGCGUUCAAUCAGCCAGCGGUAUUGCCAGCGGCCACAAGAGCGGGAUCGGGGGGGGCCGACGAAGAAGCUGAUCCGGGUGAGGGUGGGACGGUCAGCAAGGCGAAAAGACCCACCUUCAGUGCCCCUUGUCGCCGAGCCGUCAUGGAGGGCGUCAAGAGCUGGCAAUUCCGGACCAUCAUGAAGAAUGGCCUGCCAAAAGGAGCAACGGUCCGCAACGCAAACAAUGGAAAAAACAAACACAAGCCCGACAUGUACGCCACGACAAUGCUCAAGGACGUCAACGGGAAAAGCGUGCGCAUGCCCUGGGCCACGCAUGCCGCCAUCAUCCGCCGCCAGGGCGGGCCCUACCUGAGCGCGGGAAAACAUCCGGGGGCGUACAUGUGGAUGCGCGGCAUGACCGACCUGGUGUUGGCCGAUGUCGUGGGCCAGUGGGAAGCGAGCCUGCAAGAGCGCCUGCCGCGCGAGACAGAGACGGCGCGGCGUCUGCUCCUGGACGCGUGGAGCCGCGCACUGGCCCGUCUCCGCGUGCGCCUCCCGCCCUUCUUUGCAGGAAGCGAGGCCGAGGCCAACCUGCGGCAGCACCUACUCGCCAUCUUUGCCAUCCGGGACUGUGCUGUCGAUGCCGCCCAGACCGCCAUGGAACACGUUGCUGAGCAGGGCAAGGGCGUGGCCAUUCUCGUGGAAGGCAUCCUGGCCAAAGGCUGGAAGACCACGUUCAAAACGGCGUCCGACCUGUCGGGCAAGGGUGUCUUCAACGCGCGCCAGGCCAUGAUGGAGCAAUUCGCCAAGAAGAACACGACAAAUCUCGUCAAGAAGACAAUGCAGGCCAUGGACAUGCAGUACCGCGAGAAUAUCGGCGUGUUCAAGGAAAAGGUGUCGGAAAUUUGUGAAGAGAGCCUCGUACAGAUCCAGCAGGAGGUCGUGGCCAUGUUGCGUCGGGUCGCCGGCACAAAUGCUGACCUUGGCUUUCGGCCGCGCCUCGAUGAACGCGCCCGCCGCAUUCAGGGCAUCAUUCUCGACUGGGAAGGCGACUGGAAGACGCCGGAUGCAUGUGCGCAGAUCGAUGUCGAUGUCGAUGUCGAUGUGGACAGCGGCGGAGGGAGCAUCGGCUGCAGCGACGAGGCGUCUUCGGCCAUGCCCACAGACUAUCCUCCAGGGCCCCUUGAUCCAUCGCUCGAAGAUCUACUGCCCGACAUAACGGCCAACGUCGAUGACGACGGCGGCGACUGUGGUGACGAGGCCCUCAAUGCAGACUUGAUGGUGGUUCCGGGCAAUUCCAAUCGCGCCAACAAACGCAAGGCGGCCAACGGUGGCGGCAAGACCAAGGCGCCGGCGAAGAAGCGAAAGACGGCAGCAGCACCAAAGAAAGCAGCGGGCAAGGCUGCGGGCAAGGCUGCGAGUGGAAAGACGGCUGCAAACAAGGCUGGAGGAUCCAGAGGUGGGAGGGGUGGAAAGGGGGCUGCAAGAGGAGGCAGAGGGGGCAAAGGGGACACAAGAGGAGGAAGGGGAAGAGGAAGAGGGAAGAGCUAA